Messenger RNA from Gossypium raimondii (Peruvian cotton), 1057 nucleotides. Its product is annotated as probable peroxygenase 5. Bases 215 to 823 code for a protein of 202 amino acids. The record is from RefSeq and is a predicted model, not a curated record. NCBI's taxonomy places the organism in Eukaryota, Viridiplantae, Streptophyta, Magnoliopsida, Malvales, Malvaceae. Gene Ontology annotation, molecular function: calcium ion binding; monooxygenase activity. The transcript has 7 exons.
AGGCCUAACUUGAGCUUUCAUUCUAAUAAGCUUUUCGUCACUGCAUCAACAAACAAUAAAAGCAAAGCAAUUUAUUCUACAGUUGAAAGGGGUUUCUUCCUUUCGUAUAUUAUUUCUUUUGAAAAGUUGUGUUAUCACUUCUUAUCGGUUUUUUUUUCUCUUCAUAUCUUCCAAAUAUCUCCCAUCUCCUAACCCUAUUGUUGAUUUGAUCCAAAUGGCUUUUUCUAUGCCACCAGAAGCUCUUCUAGAAGGAGUUGGUGAUGCAGGGGCAGCUAAGCCUAGUGGUUCUGAACAAAGCGUUCUGGAAAAGCAUGUUGCAUUCUUUGACAGAAACCAUGAUGGCAUCGUUUAUCCAUGGGAGACUUUUGAAGGUUUUCGAGCAAUCGGGGCAGGUUAUCUCUUGUCCAUGACCGGUGCUUUCCUCAUUCACUUUGCUCUCAGUAGCAAAACUCGCCCUGGGAAAUGUCCUUCUCCAUUCUUUCCAAUUGAGGUUAAAAAUAUCCACCUGGCUAAACAUGGCAGUGACUCUGGUGUAUAUGACAGUGAUGGAAGAUUUAUAUCAUUGAAGUUUGAAGAAAUCUUCAGAAAGUUCGCCCGUACCCAUGGCAAUGCCUUAACAUCUGGUGAACUCAUGGCAAUGCUCAAGGCCAACAGGGAACCACAGGAUUACAAAGGAUGGAUUGGUAGUUGGACGGAAUGGAUGACAUUAUACAAUCUUUGCAAGGACAACAAUGGAUUACUGAGGAAAGAAAUAGUUAAAGGCGUUUAUGAUGGAAGCUUGUUCGAACGCAUGGAGAGGGACAGAAAACCUCACAGAAAAUAAAGCUUGGAUAUAAAGGAGUGCUUCAUUCAGAUGUUGGGUCUGAUCGGGUUCAGUUGGGUUUGGUUGGUUGAGCCUCGUUGGGAAGAUUUGAUUUGUGAACUUAUAAUUGAAUUUUAAUUUGUGUUCAUGAUUUCGAAUGUAUAAUGGUAGAAACAAAUGUAUCUGCCUAUUCAUUCAUGUUUCACAUAUUUAUUCUAUUUCUUAUAAAAAUAAGUAUGAACUACCAUAGUCAAA